This is a messenger RNA of Linepithema humile (Argentine ant), 2284 nucleotides long. Its product is annotated as lipid scramblase CLPTM1L. The record is from RefSeq and is a predicted model, not a curated record. Gene Ontology annotation, cellular component: membrane; endomembrane system. Lineage: Eukaryota; Metazoa; Arthropoda; Insecta; Hymenoptera; Formicidae.
UUUUAACGCAUACAAUUGCUACAAAAUAAACUUUAAACUUUUUAUUUUAUUCAUUACUCUAUCAUACUUGAAAACAUCUUGUUGUGUCAAAAGUUAUUGAAGUUUAUUAAACAUACUCAAAAGUCUAGUUAUCUCUGGUUGCCUUCUACAUGCACUCCCAUCAUAUUCGCUUAUCGAUUAAUAGCAAGUUUGCCAACGGUAUGUUUUUACACGUUUAUGGAGUUCACGUAGAAGAAAUUUACAUAUAACGCAUAAAAUACGCAUGCACACAGCCGACACGUAACGACACGAGAGCCAAUGAAGUAUCAGUAAUAGUGCGCGCGGUGUAUAUAAUUACAUCGAAUUGUAUUUAUUACGACCGCGAUAACCGGUGACACGUCGUUCGUGCAUAAAUAUUUAUUCGUCGAACUAGAACGAUCAUCGCCCGGACAUCUAUCGUCCGGAAAGCGACGAUAACGCGAUAAUGUAUACAUAUCCGUUAUUGUGAUAUACGUGACUCACGAAACGUCUUCGGCAAAAAUGCGGUGGCCUUCGCUUAGCGUUAUCCUCUCCGAGGUGUUUUUAGCGUACAUCGUGUAUUCGAUAUACACGCUGUCACAAUUGUUCGUGUCGCCGGCCUGUGAAGACGGCAAACCGUGCCUCAAAUCGUACCUAAGCGAUCGGCCACGAAUGAAUCUUUACAUCUACAGCUCCGUCAGGAAAAAUCCUGCCAGCAGAGAUGUCGAUCCUGUAUACUCCACGCAAAACUUUGAUUACAGCCAAGCACAAACCAUUCCAACAAUAUUGAAUAUUCCACGCCAAACUCAGCAGAAUGGAACGUUGUUUUUACAUAUACUAUUAGUUCCUACUUCUGUCAAACAGAGCAGUUCAUUUGUUGAUUUGCAAAAAGAUAUAUUUACUUCAUAUACUACUAUUAAAAUGACGCAAUACACAGUACCUGAAGCAGAGGCAUUUAAGUUGUUAAGUGAGAAGAAUCCCACUGUAAAAAAGACCAAAGAAAUUGCUGUACGCCCAGUUUCUCACAUUAAAAGUCGUGUGACAUUUACUAUAAUGACGGAUAAUAUUAUGCUUCCUGUCUACAGCAUACCUGCUGAACUUAUGAAUCAUAUAAAAAUAAUUGGCAAAUUGACAUUCUUGCCGAUCGUAAGCUGUGAUUUCUUGCAAACUCGGCACCGGGAUCUUCAACGAAUGAAUCCGCAGGAUAAUAAGAUGAAUAUCACAGUGGAAUAUUCGCCUGUGUCUCUGGGAAAGCUAAGAUUGAUACUGCACGUGCAGGCGACCAUGGAGAACCUGAAAAAUCUUGGUUUCUCCGAUAAGGACAUUGAUGAAGUAAAGGGCAUUUUUGCGGACACCAAUAUCUACUUACUGGGCGGUACAUUUUUCAUCGCGGCUGUACACUUGUUGUUUGAUUUCCUCGCUAUCAAAAAUGACGUCAGCUUUUGGCGAAAAAAGAGUAAUCUCACAGGCCUCAGUAAGUGGACCGUGAUAUGGCGUGCGUUCAGCCAGACUGUGAUCUUUCUUUAUCUUUGUGACGAGGGAUCUUCUCUACUAGUUCUUAUUCCUACCGGUAUUAGCACUGUUAUCGAGUUAUGGAAAUUAAAGAAAAUAUCAAGAGUUGAGUUGAUUAGUAGUAAUGGCAUUUUGCCAAAAAUACGAUUUAAGACUGACGGCAUCAACGCAGCAGAGGUGAAAACCAGGGAGUUCGAUGCCGAAAGUAUGCGUUAUCUCAGUUAUUUAUUAUAUCCAUUAGUCAUCGCUGGUGCAAUCUAUUCGCUUUUUUAUCAGCCACAUAAAAGCUGGUAUUCUUGGAGCAUAAAUUCUCUGGUGAAUGGAGUUUAUGCAUUCGGUUUUCUUUUUAUGCUGCCACAAUUAUUCGUCAAUUACAAAUUGAAAUCUGUGGCGCAUCUGCCGUGGAGAUCAUUCAUGUACAAAGCGUUUAAUACAUUCAUCGAUGAUGUAUUCGCUUUUAUUAUAACGAUGCCGACUGCUCACAGGAUAGCGUGCUUUAGAGAUGACGCCGUCUUUCUGAUUUACCUGUAUCAAAGAUGGUUAUAUCCGGUGGACAAAUCGCGCAUGGAUAGCAAUACAAUUACAGAAGAGACUGUUGACCUUGGCAGUGCUAGCAAGAAAACAAACUAACGAUUAUCCGUUGUUUAUUGUCAUCGUCUUUCUUGGCCUAAAAACUCCGCAAUACUCCGUUGACGCAUUAUUGUAUGCCGAAAAAGACAGUAUUUAUAUUGCUAAUGUGGAAAUCUACUUAAUACACGUAUACGGUUGUUAUAAA